Messenger RNA from Papilio polytes (common Mormon), 1992 nucleotides. RefSeq names its product ATP synthase subunit alpha, mitochondrial (gene blw). NCBI's taxonomy places the organism in Eukaryota, Metazoa, Arthropoda, Insecta, Lepidoptera, Papilionidae. Bases 82 to 1740 code for a protein of 552 amino acids. Gene Ontology annotation, biological process: proton transmembrane transport; proton motive force-driven ATP synthesis. The transcript is spliced from 10 exons. Gene Ontology annotation, molecular function: ATP binding; ADP binding; proton-transporting ATP synthase activity, rotational mechanism. The record is from RefSeq and is a predicted model, not a curated record.
UUUCCGGUAAUAUCGCAACGAGUCGCGAGCGGAGAAGAACACGACCCUCCUGUCUGCCAUUAGUAUUGAAUUCAAGAAAAAAUGUCUCUCAUCUCCGCUCGUUUGGCCUCGUCCGUGGCCAGGCGCCUGCCUAAUGCAGCGUCCCAGGUGUCGAAGGUCGCCGCUCCUGCGGUGGCAGUGGGGUCCCGCAAGCUGCAUGUCUCGUGCCCACAACGAGCUGUCGAAAUCUCCACCAUCCUGGAGGAGAGAAUCCUCGGUGCCGCACCAAAGGCUGACUUGGAAGAGACUGGCCGUGUGUUGAGCAUCGGUGACGGUAUUGCUCGUGUGUAUGGCCUCAAGAACAUCCAGGCUGAGGAGAUGGUGGAAUUCUCCUCUGGUCUUAAGGGAAUGGCCCUCAACUUGGAGCCAGACAAUGUUGGUGUUGUAGUAUUCGGUAACGACAAGUUCAUCAAGGAAGGCGACAUUGUGAAGCGUACCGGUGCCAUCGUCGACGUGCCCGUGGGCGAGCAGCUCCUGGGUCGUGUAGUAGAUGCUCUGGGUAACCCCAUCGACGGCAAGGGCCCCGUCGACACUAAGUCCCGUAUGCGUGUCGGUAUCAAGGCCCCUGGUAUCAUUCCCCGUGUGUCUGUACGCGAACCUAUGCAGACUGGUAUCAAGGCUGUGGACUCCUUGGUGCCCAUUGGUCGUGGUCAGCGUGAGUUGAUCAUUGGUGAUCGUCAGACCGGCAAGACCGCGCUGGCCAUCGACACCAUCAUCAACCAGCAGCGCUUCAACAAGGGACAGGAUGAGAAGAAGAAGCUGUACUGCAUUUACGUCGCCAUCGGUCAGAAGAGAUCCACCGUGGCACAAAUCGUCAAGAGAUUGACUGAUGCUGGCGCCAUCAACUACACGAUCAUCGUGUCUGCCACCGCGUCGGACGCUGCGCCGCUGCAGUACCUCGCGCCGUACUCGGGCUGCGCCAUGGGAGAGUUCUUCCGUGACAACGGCAAGCACGCCCUCAUCAUCUACGACGAUUUGUCCAAACAGGCCGUUGCCUACCGUCAGAUGUCUCUGCUGCUGCGUCGUCCCCCGGGUCGUGAGGCGUACCCCGGUGAUGUGUUCUACCUCCACUCGCGUCUGCUCGAGCGUGCGGCUAAGAUGUCCGACAAAAUGGGCGGUGGCUCUCUGACCGCUCUGCCCGUCAUCGAGACCCAGGCUGGUGACGUGUCUGCCUACAUUCCAACCAACGUCAUCUCCAUCACUGACGGACAGAUCUUCUUGGAGACUGAGCUCUUCUACAAGGGUAUCCGGCCCGCCAUCAACGUCGGUCUCUCUGUAUCCCGUGUAGGAUCCGCUGCCCAGACCAAGGCCAUGAAGCAGGUGGCUGGCUCCAUGAAACUGGAGUUGGCUCAAUACCGUGAGGUGGCCGCCUUCGCGCAGUUCGGCUCCGACUUGGACGCCGCCACCCAGCAGCUGCUGAACCGUGGCCAACGUCUCACUGAACUGCUCAAGCAGGGACAGUAUGUGCCCAUGGCCAUUGAGGAACAGGUUGCCAUUAUCUACUGUGGUGUGCGUGGACACUUGGACAAACUGGACCCCACUAAGAUCACUGCCUUCGAGAAGGAGUUCACCCAGCACAUCAAGACCAGCCACCAGGGUCUCCUGGCCACCAUCGCCAAGGACGGACAGAUCACGCCAGAAUCUGAUGCCGCACUCAAGAAGAUCGUCACCGAUUUUAUGGCCACCUUCACCCAGGCGUAAUUUGUUUAGAAUAACUUUAUAACGAUUCUUAAGGUUGUUACAUGUUAAUUAAAAUCAAAAUCAAGUUGACAAGCAACAAUCUUAAGUAGAACUCCUAAGUAUAACAACUGCAGAUGGAAGCUGUACAGUGUUAGAACUUCCAUAUGCAGUUACAAGUAGUUUCAUUCGUAUGUACUGUAUUGAAUGUGAAUACAAUCAUGGAAUGUAUUUAUCGAUGUCAGGAGUGGUUAAUAAUUACAUACAUAUACAAAA